This is a messenger RNA of Oldenlandia corymbosa var. corymbosa, 2427 nucleotides long. The record is from the annotation of a GenBank genome assembly. NCBI's taxonomy places the organism in Eukaryota, Viridiplantae, Streptophyta, Magnoliopsida, Gentianales, Rubiaceae.
UAUGGCUUGACUUUGUUUUUAACCAAUAUAUAUGUCCUAAUUCCUGGUUCACCAUAACCUUUUCCAUUAAAUCCCCUCAAUCCUAAUUUCAGAAAUUAAUGAAAUCAUAUCUCUUGUUUAACCUAAAUUCAUCGUUAGUUUAGAUUGAUUCUUGUUCGAAUUGGGUUCCUACUGAUUUCUACAUGAGUUAUUGGGGAUUGUUCUUUCUUUUUGCAUCAACUUGCAAUCCCUAAAUCUUUACACGCCGCUGUUCACCACCUCCAGAAAAAAACCCAUUUCAAUAACUGCUGACCAAUCUAGAAAUUGAAUUCACUGGCCGAAAACCCGAAAAUCAUCUAAGAAAAAUGCGAGCUUUGCUACGCUUGGUCUCCUCCAUAAACCAAUCAAGGAAAUGUCCCCAUUUUGUUAAGAACCCAAAUGGUUUAUCGUCUUUGCUGCCCUUUUCUUCGAGCUCCACAAGCAAUGACGGCAACAAUCCAAAUGAUUGGGGAAGCAGUUUCGGCGGCGGUGGCGGCGGAGGAGGAGAUGAUAACUUAGGAUGGGACACCCCUGAUUCCUCGUGGUCUACUGGGCUAACGAAAGAGCACUUUGACGGCGAGGUUGUUGGCCAGCAGGUGGCCCCAGGGCAGGCUCCGAACGCAUCCCGGCCGGAAUAUGGUGUUGGAGGACGCGGCGGCAGUGCCCAUAUGGGUCGUGCAAGGUGGACUGAUGAGGAAACAAUGAAGAUUAAGGAGUUGGAGGCUGCGAAUAGGAAAGGGAAAGUCUUUGUGGACAGUUGGGAUGAUAGGAUGAGUGAAAUGAGUGUGCUGCUGAAACAAGUGCGGGAACCAGGGGCGCGUGGAUCAUACUUAAAGGAUUCGGAGAAAGCCGAGAUGUAUAAGAAGCAUAAGGAGAAUCCUGAGGUGUAUACUGUGGAGAAAUUGGCAAAAGAGUACAGGAUAAUGAGGCAGAGAGUACAUGCUAUUCUAUGGUUGAAGGAAUUGGAAGAAGAGGAAGAGAAGAAGUUGGGCCGUAAGUUAGAUGAUUCAGUGGAGCUACUGCUUGAUACUUUCCCUGAAUUCUUUAAUUCUCAUGACAGGGAGUUCCAUGUUGCAUCCCUUCCUUACAAACCGGACUUCAAAGUUAUGCCUGAAGGCUGGGAUGGCACAACUAGGGACCCCGAUGAAGUGCAUUAUGAGAUAUCAAUGAGGGAAGAUGAGAUGCUAUAUCAAGAGUUUGUCCAAAGAAUGAACUUUAACAAGAUGAAGAUGAAUAAGGAGGUAAAAUGUCACAAAUAUAGCCGUAGGCGCCCAUCUGAGGGUUGGAACAUGACAGUUGAGAAAUUAGGAGCCCGAGGAAAGCGUGGAGAUGGUGGUGGCUGGAAAUUUGUAAGUAAGCCAGAUGGUUCCACCCGGCCCCUGAAUGAGUUUGAAAAGAUGUUUGUUAAGAGAGAGACUCCUCGCCGACGCCGAAAAAUUCUUCCUUGACAUGGAUCCGUGCAAUGAUGUUUCUUUCUGUAUCAAUUUUGUAGGGUUGAGCCAUCAUCAAGUUUCUCGUAGUUCUUUCCUUUACUUUUUUUUUGUUUUUUUUUUUCUUGAGGUUUUGUACCAUCAGGUGGAUACGUCUAUGCUUAUCGGUCACCUCACCAGUGUUGAUUGAUGACUGUUCACAUAUCCUUCUAUAACUGACGAAUGUUUUCCCACAUAAGGGUACUGAUAAUUAGUCUGAGAUAGAGCCCCUUCUGUGGAUCUCUUUCAUCGUUUAAGGGUCUAAAUGACCAAAAUGUGGGCAACAUAAUCUUCAAGGCAUAGGGAAAUGACUUGUGUAUCACCUGGAAAUCUUUGCAAAUGCAUCAAUAAUAUGCAAGAUUUCUUGCUUUGGCGAGCCUUUGUCGGAUUUCUUGCUGUUGUGUUGAAAUCAUUUAGGGUAUCAACUGUAGUCUUACAUAUAGGAUGUUGUCAGAAUUGGAUGGUAUAAAUUGUAGUCUUAUUUGUUCAGUUAUUGACUCAACCUUUGAUAGUGUGGGAACGAGGAACUAAACACUACGGGAUUGUAACUUUUAUCAAAACCUGUAACAGUUAAGAAAUUACAUGAGGUGGCCUUUUGAAUUACUAAAGUUCAAGCGAGAAGAGAUUGUGUUCUUCUUACUGACAUUGCGGAAACCCUAUUAAAUUGACCGAAGAACAUGAACCAGUAACCAAACCACCAAUUGCUUCCAACAAAUGGUCUAACAAAUAGUGAUCUCCGUGAUGAAUAUGAAGUGUGAUCACUUACCAAAGUCUUGGAUGUCCAAUCUACACAGCUUGAGUGAGGCUCAAUAAGUAGUGAUGCAUAAUAUUUAGCUCACACUAAUAGAAUGCCUGAUACUAUUGUUGUAUAGGUUUUGUUUUUGAAAAAAAAUAUUCCGUUGACCUCCCAUCCAAAUGUGCUAUUCCAUUUGAGCAAGAA